AUGUUAAAUUUACGUGAUUUCAAAGGUGGAAAUACAAGAAAUCGAUUGAAUUACGGACAUGAUAAAGUUGGAGUUUAUAUGUCAGCAUUCUCGGAUUCUGUUGAUUUGUUGUCCAAUAUGUAUAUUAUUUCUGAUAACAAUGCAACACAUGUUUCACUAAACGACUUAAAAGCAUUACGAAUGGUUUCAAACGAACUCGUACCUUAUCCAAUUGAUAAUACGACAUAUCUGACUUCAAGUUUGUCUGAUGAACAGAUCGAUCAACUCACUGGAGUAAUGUUUAUCUGUUCGGUGAAGCAGUUGGGGGAUAUCAAUUUCCACGUCAAGGAUGCGUCUUACCCCCUCACCACACAUUUCCUAAACUACGGUGCAGCCGACUUCACAAUCCUUUUCCUAAACACCAACGUCAACCAAUUCUCCAAUCAGUCCACAACUAUCAGUCAGUGGGAACAAAACUCCGGUUCAUCCGUCUAUCUUUACAUCGGAUAUCCCUUAGACCAACCGGAAGAAGAAAACUCUCAUGUGUUUUCCAAUCCCAUGAAGUUCAACGGUUCCGACAUGUUUUUCCCGAACGUCGAGAAGUUUGCGUUGACCGAUGUGUCGUUUUACUUCAGAACUUUCAAGGGUGGACCUAACUUUAAAGUGGACCCAGGAUUUUUCAACGUUGAUGGGUCAGUGACGACUGCUUACACUACAACAGGAUUCUACAGUAAACCAGUUGGAGAGGCGGACAGCACGAAAACUAUAAACACUUCAAGAGACACAAAGUAUUCGGGAUUCACUGGAGCAAAUAUUAUCGGUUUCCUUCCAAACGGUGGCAACGUGACGUACACCGAAUAUGAUGGAGACCAGUCGGUUUACGUCGCCUAA
Molecule: messenger RNA, 870 nt
Organism: Caenorhabditis remanei
Lineage: Eukaryota; Metazoa; Nematoda; Chromadorea; Rhabditida; Rhabditidae
Exons: 5
Coding region: 1-870 (289 amino acids)
Biological process (GO): innate immune response
Cellular component (GO): membrane raft
Source: RefSeq, a predicted model, not a curated record